Molecule: messenger RNA, 399 nt
Organism: Nelumbo nucifera (sacred lotus)
Lineage: Eukaryota; Viridiplantae; Streptophyta; Magnoliopsida; Proteales; Nelumbonaceae
Source: RefSeq, a predicted model, not a curated record
AUGGUUGUCAAUGAAAAGUUGUCAAAGGAGGAUGGAGCAGAAUUGCUAGAUGUAUCAAUCUACAAAAGCCUUGUUGAUUCCUUGAUUUAUCUCACCAACACAAGGCCAGAUAUUGUUCUUGCUGUGAGCAUUGUUUCAAGAUACAUGAACAAGCCAAGUAAAGUUCAUUUUGGUGUAGCAAAGAGAAUACUCAGAUAUGUGAAAGGAACCAAAAACUUUGGGCUGAAAUAUGAAAGUGAAAAUGACUGCAAGCUGGUUGGAUUUUCAAAAAGUGAUUGGGCUAGUUCCAUAGAUGACCGAAAAAGCACAAUUGGAUAUAUUUUCUCUUUGGGAAGUAAAGUGAUUUCUUGGUCAUCUAAGAAGCAAAAUAUUGUGGCACUUUCUUCAGCUGAAGUAUAA